Molecule: messenger RNA, 1222 nt
Organism: Lathyrus oleraceus (garden pea)
Lineage: Eukaryota; Viridiplantae; Streptophyta; Magnoliopsida; Fabales; Fabaceae
Exons: 5
Coding region: 48-1013 (321 amino acids)
Source: RefSeq, a predicted model, not a curated record
UAUUUGAGUAUAUAAACCUUGAGCUUCACAAAAGUUGUGAAAAAAACAUGGCUUCAACAUUGGAAAUUCAUCAAUCAUGUUAUAAUUCAAUGAAACAAGAUGAUUCAGAUUUCAAUUUAACAGAAUGGGGAAUGAGAGGAAGAAUGAUAAGUAGAGAGAACACAAAAUCAAGAAGAUAUUCAGCAUCAAUUAUAAGAAGCAUUAGAGAAGACACAGAUUCUUUUAGAUCAAACAUAACCAUUUCUAGCACUGCUUCUUCUCCUGGUUACACAUUAAAAGAUGAAAUAGAUCCUUCAACCUAUUCUUUCACCACCGCUCUUAAAGCAUUGCAAGCAAGAUCAGUUUAUAAAAGUUGGGAGUGUUUAUCACCAGAUGGAUUUGCAUUGAAUUCAAAAUGGAAUGAAGCUGAAAAAUAUAUAUGCAACCCUUUAUCAGGAGAAGUACCAAUGGAAUGUUUAUCUGCAAAAACACUCAGUGGAAGGUUAUUUCAAAACUCAACUACAAAUAGAAUCACCAUGUCUGCUCCACUAGUUUAUUCAUCGAGACAAAUUCAAACAAGAACAAUAGCUUCAACUUUUAGUUUCACUAAAGAGGAUGUAGCUCUUCAAUUUCAUAGUCCUGAUCAGAAGUUCGAAUUCAAACCCGAGAAUACAAAAGACAAGAAAAAGGAAGGAAUGACAAGAGAUGCAUACACUCAAAGUAGUACAUUUCCUUCUCUUAGUUCAAGCAAUCUUAGCACUAUUUUAACUCCAUCCAUCAUAGAGAUUUCCACAAAGCUAUCUCAAGACUCACUAAAUUCAGAAGAUAAUAAAACUAAAUUAGAGAAAGAGGUAGAAGGGAAGGACAAAGAAAUAUGGGAAACAAGAGAAGAAAAAGAGAGAGGGAUGCAUGAAUAUAAGAGGAAAGAGGAACAACUUUGUAAGCUUGGUGGUUGCUUUUCAUGGAUAAAGAAGAAUAAGAGAAGAGAGAAAGAAAGACAAAAAAGGAAUAAUGGCUUAUUUUUAAUCAAUUGAAUGUUUGCUAAAAAGGCCUAAAAAUUAAGAAAAUAUAGGAUGGUGGUGAGAGUUAGGGGAAUCUUUUUUGUACUCUCUUUAGCAAUUUUGAAGUGCAUUAAUUAUUACUUGAAAUAGAAAAGUGUGAAACAAUUGUAAGUGUGUGUAGAUAUACAUUUUUAUGUUCCUCUCAUGUUAUGCAAAUUAAUGUUAUGCUAUGUUGUUUGUCA